UUGUGUUGUUUGAUCGUUUGAAGAAAAUGCAAAAAAUCCUGUUUUUAAAUUAAUAUUUAAACCAUUUAUAGUUUUUGUUCGCUCCAAAUAAUUACUUCUUUUUGUUUAUAAAUACAUAAUUACCAACAGCGCUUAUUUUAUGCAAUGGCAAAGGCAGAAUCAACGGGUCAGAGCAUAGAAUGCUUGAACAUAGAUUUCAUGCGGUCUUUGGUGAAACAAUACUCAGAAUUGGGACAAUGGACCAGUGCAUUAUUCUGGGCUGAUGCAGCGGCAGCAGCGGGCAGUGGCAAUGGGUCUCCCAGCGGUGAUGAUAUCUGGCUGCUGGCCAGCGUCAUGCUCUCCCGAGGAGAACUGCACAGAGCUGCACAUGCGGUUACCUCGAGAGAAUUACACAGGAGGCAUCUCUUGUGUCUGGGGGUGGCGAUGCGAGCGUACCUCUCUGCACGUGAGCCUGCCACAGCUCUCACCAUGAUGGAGGAGUGCGACCCAGCGCUGCUCGAGCCACGGACGACCGACCAGACUCACAAUAGGGCGCUAGCAGGAGUACUAGUGUGGCAGGCGCGUGCAUUAUGGGCUUUGGAGCGACGGGAGGCGGGCGCGGCGGCGCUGUGCGCGGCGCUGAGGGCGGACUGUGCGUGCUACGAGGCGCUGGAGCUGCUGCUGGAGCGGCACGCGCUCCCGCCCGCCCAGGAAACAGAGCUGAUAGAAUCGCUUUCGCUGUCGUCUCAGCUGAGCGGCCCCGAGGCGGCGUUAGUACGGGCCGCGUACCGCGAGCGACUCAACAGAUACGCCGCGCCAGCGAUUGAGCCGUCGCCAGAACCCACCUGCCCGGGUAGUAUUAAAACGAAAGUAGAGACUUGCCGCCUGCGUACCUCUGAGGCGGCAAUUUGCCGCGCGCGGCGGUUAGCCGCCGGCUGCGAGUGGGCCGCGGCCCUCAAGUUACUGGAUACUGUGGACCCCUGGUGCUGUGGCGAAGUCCGGGCGGCGUGCCUAGUGGAGUUAAAGAAGAGUUCAGAACUGUUUGCCUUCGCACAUACUCUGGUGGAUGCAUACCCUAAUAGUUGGAUAUCGUGGUUUGCAGUCGGAUGCUACUAUUAUCUUAUUGGCAAGAACGAGUUCGCGCGUCGCUACCUGAGCAAGGCGAAAGGGCUCGAGGCGGGUGCGGGCUGCGCGUGGCUGGCCUACGGGCACUCCUUCGCCGCCGACUCCGAGCACGACCAGGCCAUGGCCGCAUACUUCAAGGCGAGUCAAUUGAUGGGCGGAUGCCACCUGCCGCCGUUGUACGUGGGGGUAGAGUGUUCACUACUCAACAACUCCGCCAUGUGUGAGCGUUUUCUAGCGCGCGCCGCCGCACUGCAUAGCAACGCCGAGGCGUCCUUAGACAAGAUGGUGGAGCGCUCCGACGGCAAGGCCCACUGGGCGCGCCUCGUGCCGCUGGCGCACGAGCCGCACGUGGCGCACGAGGCGGGCGCCGCCGCCUUCGCCGCGGGAGACUACUCCGCCGCCCACCAGCUGUUCCUGCGAGCCCUACACGCGGCGCAGGGCGGCCGCGAGCCGGCGCAGCUAAGCAGCCGUUGGGCAGCGACUCUAGACGCGCUGGGGCACACGAGCCGGCGCCUGGGCCGCAUCGACGACGCCGUAAGCUGGCACGGCCGCGCGCUCGCGCUCCGUCCUGCCCGCAGCGCUUCGCUAGCCAGCCUGGCCGCGACGCCGGGAGGCACGGGCGCCCGCCCCGCCCGCUGCACCUCGCUGGCCAGCCUGGGGCUGGCGCUAGCGCUGCAAGGGCAGGAGAUCGACGCGUCGAGCGCGCUGCACGCAGCCCUAGCGAGAGAUCCCGACAACGUGGUAGCACUGGCUUUGUUGGAUGCUAUAGUCGACACGCUCUCUACAGAAAACUUAGAGGACGAGAUCCAGCAGUUCCCGUUCCCAGCCGUGAACAUCUCGCUGCCCGCGCCCGCCACGCCCGCGCCCGCGCCCGCAGACGCCACCAACACGUCCGAUAUGAGCAUGAGCUUCGACUAACGCAGGUUAUACAACUCUUUGUAUCAACGCGAGGCAGUUUGAAGUUUUAGGCCCGAAACCACAGAAUAAUAAUAAGUACUACCACAGAAUAAUAAUAAGUACUACGUACAGAAGUUUUACUUCGCGAAGGUAUUUAAAAAAAUGUAUGCUCAAUGUCAUUAACAAUAUGGUGUAAUUUAGCCUGUCUCAAGAGUCAAGCACCAUUUUGUUGACAAACGUCAGUGAUCGGCACUGCGCCAAAGCUAUAGGGCUGACUUCGGUAAAAUGAUGUGACGUGAGGUGCCAGGUUGCGUCUGUGGAGAACCUAAUAUAUUAUUACAAAUCCCGGCGAUAAAUAUUGCACAUCGACCUUUAGAAAGAGACAAUCGGCUAAUUUCGGUUUCGUAGAGCGUUGAACAACGACUGAAAAUGACGUUUUGUCAAAGUGUAAACAAACUUUAUUUUAAAUGUGUGCAAUUGAUUUUGUGAAUUAAAUUGCUAAAAACUUUUUAUAGUAGUGAAAGAAAAGUGGUUUACAAUGUUCUGACAAUAUUUUCAUUGAAUAAUAUUUGUCAAUGCGCGAGCGCGGGGCCCGCCUGCCACAACGGUCUCCCGCGCGGUUCUCGGCGACGGACCACUUUUGUAUGAAACCGCGCGGGUUCCGCUUAACACAGUUUCGGGCCUUACACGAUAGAUUAAAUAAAUAUCGCGUUACAUUCGUCUGUCCCCGACCUUUAUGCCACGCCCGCGCCCGCAGACGCCACCAACACGUCCGAUAUGAGCAUGAGCUUCGACUAACGCAGGUUAUACACCUCUUUGUAUCAACGCGAGGCAGUUUCAAGAAGUUUUACGGCCGAAUACUGAAACGCCAUUUAAAUAUUUGUCGGCUUCUCAAAUAGUUAAGCAGCUCCUAAACUUACAUUUCGCAUACUCAAAACAAUAUCUGAGCAGUUCUCAAUUUUUAAGCACCUCUCAAAUUAAGUUGCACUCAAACGCCACUCAAA
Ostrinia nubilalis (European corn borer) is the source of this 3005-nucleotide messenger RNA. RefSeq names its product cell division cycle protein 16 homolog (gene Cdc16). Gene Ontology annotation, biological process: anaphase-promoting complex-dependent catabolic process; cell division; protein ubiquitination. Lineage: Eukaryota; Metazoa; Arthropoda; Insecta; Lepidoptera; Crambidae. Gene Ontology annotation, cellular component: cytoplasm; anaphase-promoting complex. The record is from RefSeq and is a predicted model, not a curated record. Gene Ontology annotation, molecular function: protein binding. Bases 145 to 2022 code for a protein of 625 amino acids. The transcript has 14 exons.